GUGCGCGCGGAGCAGCCGUCGCGGGGCCUCGCCGCGGCCUCCAGCGCCCGAGUCACGGGGAAUGCAGUGGCCCCCGACCCCUGGCGCCUCUGCGUGUCUGGGCUGGGCCUCCUCGCUCGCCUCCUCCACGGCCGCGACGCUCCUAGGCCGAGCCGGCCCGGGCCCCCUCAUGGCGGCCAAGUGGUUCAAGGAGUUCCCCCUGAACCUGAAGACCGUGUCGGAGCGGGCCAAGCCCGGGGGCGGCGGCGGCAAACUGCGCAAGAACUCGGAGGCGGGCGGCGCUGGGCCGGGUCCUGGCAAGGGCCGCAAGAACUCGGCGGCCGAGCUGGGGAGCGGCAGGGCCGGCGUCGGCCCCAAGGACAGCCGGCUGUCCCGCGACAGCCUGCAGGGUCUGAUUCAGGCCGCCGCGGGCAAGGGCCGCAAAAACUCCCGGGCCACAGAGGAGGAGCCCCACCGGGGUGCGACCAAGAGCUCUGGCUGCAGCACCUACAUCAACAGGCUCAUCAAGGUGGACACUCAGGAGAAGAACGGGAAGAGCAACUAUCCCAGUAGCAGUAGCUCCAGCUCCAGCUCCUCUUCCUCCGCGUCCUCUUCCCCUUCCUCCCUGGGGCCAGAGCUGGACAAGAGCAAGAUUAUUAAGCAGCAAGACACGGUCAUCAUUUUAGAAGACUAUGCUGACCCUUAUGACGCCAAACGGACGAAGGGUCAAAGGGAUGCAGAGAGAGUUGGAGAGAACGACGGUUACAUGGAACCAUAUGAUGCACAACAAAUGAUAACAGAAAUUAGACGACGGGGUUCCAAAGAUCCCCUGGUGAAGGCUCUCCAGCUGCUUGACAGUCCCUGUGAACCUGCAGAGGGUGGCCUGAAGUCAGAGACCUUGGCCAAAAGACGGAGUUCCAAGGACCUCCUGGGGAAGCCGCCACAGCUGUACGACACUCCCUACGAGCCUGCAGAAGGGGGGCCCAGGGCAGAGGGGAAGGCACGGCCCCCUGACAGCCGGCUGCCCGAGAAUGACGAGCGGCCCGCGGCUGAGUAUGAGCAGCCGUGGGAGUGGAAGAAGGAGCAGAUCGUGCGGGCUCUGUCAGUCCAGUUUGAAGGAGCUGAGCGACCUUCCGUCAGGGAGGAGACAGUGAGGCAGCACCACCGGCAGAAGAGCUGGACCCAGAAGAUCCUGAAGCCAGCCCUCUCGGACCACAGUGAGGGGGAGAAAGUGGACCCGGGCCUGCCCCUGGAGAAGCAGCCCUGGUAUCAUGGUGCCAUCAGCCGUGCUGAGGCUGAGAGUCGACUACAGCCCUGCAAAGAAGCUGGUUACCUGGUUCGAAAUAGUGAAUCAGGGAACAGCAGGUACUCCAUUGCCCUAAAAAAUCACCAUCUGCUCUCCCAAGUUCUUCUGGAAAGAGCACCGUAACCAUGUCAUCCUAACAGCGAUGCCAUGAAGAAAGGGAGGCAACUCCCUCCAUGUCCUGGCUCCAGUGCCCACUCCUGUGUCCCCUCCACGGCCCACACAGCCUGGCCACCUGGGUGACAUCUGGUGCCUGUGUCACUUUCUGCAAGACAAGGACCAGCCUCAAAGAGGAGAGCAUGUUGUUCUGAAGGAGAUGGUGGCUGCCAUCACCUGUCCUGUGGCUUUCCUCUGACUGCCCAGGUGGGGGCCCAGUGGCGGCGCCUCUCACUCCAGUGGAGUUACAUAAUUUCCAGGCUUCCCUGCAGUUUUCUCCUCCCCAUCCCUGAACUGUUUACACAGCAGCUCUCACCCACAGAGAGUCCGUGUGAUGGCUUUUCCUCUGUUUGGAAGAUGUGGAUGGCUGUGUCCCAAGUUUUUCCUACCUAAGAUCCUUUUCAGUAGGGGAUGGAUUCGGCCUAUCUGAUGAUCAAGAGAUCAGGGUGGCCUUUGUGAUACUGUUAUGCCCGCUCCCAGGUCCAAUAAACAGUCUUCUGACAAA
Macaca mulatta (Rhesus monkey) is the source of this 1943-nucleotide messenger RNA. RefSeq names its product Src homology 2 domain containing E (gene SHE). NCBI's taxonomy places the organism in Eukaryota, Metazoa, Chordata, Mammalia, Primates, Cercopithecidae. Gene Ontology annotation, molecular function: phosphotyrosine residue binding. The record is from RefSeq and is a predicted model, not a curated record.